Messenger RNA from Heterobasidion irregulare TC 32-1, 660 nucleotides. RefSeq lists its product as uncharacterized. The transcript has 6 exons. The record is from RefSeq and is a predicted model, not a curated record. The coding region runs from base 1 to 660 and encodes 219 amino acids. NCBI's taxonomy places the organism in Eukaryota, Fungi, Basidiomycota, Agaricomycetes, Russulales, Bondarzewiaceae.
AUGAGCAACGCUAUUCUCCAAGAUAAGCGUUGUUUCCGCAUCGGGAGUGGUGACUGGGUCGAGAAGUACAAUCUUCAAUUAAGAAUGGAAAAUACGAAAGCCAAGGCCCCUAAUCAUGAGGAUAGGAUUGAAAUCCUCAUUGCUGAAUUUCAUCGAUUGUUCAUUGCGGGCAGUUGGGAUACUGUCCGGCCUGCAGUCAGCAUCACUAUCAGAUCCUUGAUCCUGAAAGCUUUCAUUGAAGGCGGUAUGAAAAAGACGGACGCUGAGAGUGUAAAGAUGUACGAUAAAGCCCUGGCUAUCCUUCGCUGGGGCAGGGAACAGUGGUGUGACAUACCCCGAGAAGAAAGAGGUACGGCUUGGGCCGAAGACAGGAACUCGAUCGAGUUUACUUUGAAAGGUCUGCUGGAGGAAUCCGACAGUAUCAUUGACGAGAUACGAAGCGGUCCAGCCGGCAAUUCUAAUCUUGCAUUCAACAUGGCAUUCUACGAUUAUAUUGAAGGAAGUGCUCUUGCGAUGAAGGGCUUCUGCUACAACCACAUUCCUCGUCAAGGAAAGCUCGGCAGUGUCGAUAAGAUUCUUGAUUCCUUGAAGCAGUCAGCCAAAUGUUAUUUCGAGGCCGCUGAAAAAUUCCCUCAAGAUGACGAGCUUCAUGGUGGUUGA